CUCAAGUUCCCCUUGCAAAUCUGGCAGUGCUCGCAGUGCGCAAAAGUCCGGACACACAAGUUUCCGGACGCCGCGCUUUGCGCUGAGAACUGCUUUGAGCUGUAAUGCUGGCUUUACCAGCCGUAGUUCUUAUCUUUUCCGCUGCCUUCGUGAUUUCCGAUGCUGCCAAGAUACAAAGCAUUUAUCCGGCACGUGGAUCGACCGAAGGUGGAACCUUCUUGGUGAUCUCAGGUUCAGGCUUUAUGAUGCCUGUGGAGGCGAAUCCUUGGGAUUCACAAGUCGUGUACGUUGGCUCUAAAAUUUGCAACAUCCACGCGCAUUACACUUCAUCAACACAGAUUGUUUGUCAGACAACUCCACAUGACGUAGUAGCUGAAAGCUCUGAGUCACUCACUGUCAGUGUACAGAUGUUUGGCGGCCUGGGCUUGGCCGGCUAUGUUUCAAAAAGCAGUGCGUUUCAGUACCACUGGUACGACACACCAUUGUUCUACUGGUCUGAUGGAUGGGCCGGUACUGGAGGAGACAUCGUGGCAUUUCAAGGAGAUGUAUAUCCUGGUGCCAGUGUGACCGGACAGUUUGACAUCCGCAUUGGUGGUGCUCGAUGCAUUACAAACCAAGAGACCAUGCCCCUGAGCUCGCGGCGACGUGGCUCUUUGAAGCAAGUCCGCUGCCAACUUCCGGAUGAUGAGUUGCUACCAUCUGGCCACUACAACGUCACCGUUGCAGUGGGUAGCUUGGAUCGUGAAGAUGGAGACUGCCCCAAUGCCUUGUGCUUUCCAUACACGGAAGAGCAGGCGGGCACUCGGUAUGGCUAUGGCAUGGCUGCCAUCGUUCCACCCGUGACGCAUGAUUCCAUUGGAAAAUUGAAGAGGGUGUGGGGUGGAAAUAUGGAUCUGGAGACUGGACAGUUGUACCACUACACGAUUUACCCCCAGGUGACCUCCAUCGAGCCAACGGAGGGUGGAUGGUAUGGUGGCAACAACCUGACGCUUCAUGGAACUUCGUUUGCUGUGGAGUUGUACGCCAAUGCCGUCACAGUGGGCGGCCAACCCUGUGAAGUGCUUGAGGCUUCAUUGAACAAGCUCGUGUGUCGAGUGGGGAGCUGGCAGGGUGCCGCUCGCAAAGGCCAUUCCAUGCGCGGGCUGAGGAACGCCGGAUACUCCAGCCGGCGACGAUUGUCCUACGGCAUUUCGUCCGUGCCUGCUGAAGAGGCUCGAGAGUUGUUGUACCAGAACUUUUACAAGGGCAGCUUGGAUGCCUUGGACUCGGAGUUUCCCGGCGAUAUGGAUACCUUGGGUGACCACCGGAUGCGGGAACUCACCGGCUAUUUCGUGCCUCCGUUGACUGCCAGCUAUUCGUUCUACAUCUGUGGGGAUGACCAGAGCUCCAUCGAGAUCGGGAGCACACAAGGUGCACCCAAUGAAACGCUUCAGAUCAUGGCCAGCCACGACACCUGGGUGACCAGCGGGGAGUACGCUCAUACGAACCCCCAUUGCUGGUACUAUCGUGAAGACCUUCAAAGCCUACCUGAUUUAUCAGGACCCACCAAGAAGGUCUCCGAACCCCUUUUCCUGCAAGCAGGGAUGCGAUAUCCCUUCCGCUUGAGGAACAUCGGCUACGGAGGAUGGAAUUGGUUCCGGACUGGCAUCAAGGUGGCUGGACUCAACUCGGCUGUGACGGCAGAGGGAAGCACACUGUCCUCAAACCAGGUGCAACAUAUGACGGCGGUGUUCCCCUCCAUGGAAGUUCAGGCCAUUCGUCUUCGGGCAGAUGGAGUCCUUCGAGAGAAGCAUUACAUCGAGAUCGCGGAUGUCACGCAGCCGGGUAGCUUCCGGAUCCGUAUGACUGCGCAAAGGGGCCAGGAAGCUAGCAUGUCCUUCUCCAAUGCCGUGGAUCCAGGAACCAUCAGGGACGGUGUUCAAGAUGCCAAUGUCAUCAUAGCUGGUGAGGAGCCUUACAGGCUCCAUGCUUGCCGAAGCGUGAGCGUUGAGACCACCGAGACUGGUACUGCACGCCGCUUCACACUCACUUUCAAUUGCCCUUUGGAGGUUGACACCACCAAGUGGCUUUCGAUUGAGAUCGUCAGUGCCGGAAUGGGUGCGGCAACGGCUGGUUUGCUGCAACAGGCCAGUGCGCCCUUGUCUGGCACCUUCAUUGUGGGCCACACGGGCACUUGGAGUGCUCCAAUUGAGGCGCGGCAAUCGACCACCAGCUGGACCUAUUUGACCGAGCAGAUUUCCAGCCUCAGGCGAACCGUCGAUGCGGAUGGUCAAUUGGAGUUGGAGUGCUGGAGGCAUCCAGAUGGAUGGGCCAACGGCGAGGCGUUCCAGGUGCUCGUGCGCUUCCGCCGGCCCCUGGGAGACGUGGCCUUGCUGGAAGUCAACGGCACAGACACGAUGAUGGGCACCGGCUUCACCCUGGAGGUCUACCCGGUGGAGGAUGGGGAUUCCAAUGCCAUCUUCCUGGAACGGGUGCCUGCAGAUCUCUUUGAGGUGCCAGAUCCAAGUGAUGCAGAUGUUCAGCCCGUCCGCGUGGUGUCAAAUGGAGUCGUUGGUGGAAUAGGCGGCAGCAACGUUUUAGGUUACAAGUACUCCAUCAGCAUGGUCCCCGUUCUUCUCAGCGCCACGCCCACCGUCGUGGAUGCGAAUGGCACGGUGACCUUGGUGGUAAGCAACAUCACAGCCUAUGAUGCGAACAACGCAAAUUGGACACAGGACCUUCAAGUUGUGCUCGGCGAUGGCGCUGGAUUUUGUCAGGACUUCCAAGAAGUCUCGGCACAUGCCACUGGCAUCACGAUCACUUGCAUGCUGGCAAAUGUUCCAGCGGGCGAGUACUAUGUGCACCUGGUGUCCAUCACUCAGGGCCAAGCUGAUCCAUCUCAGGCUCCAUUGAUUACCGUGGAUGCCGUGGUGGACGCAGUCACUCCAGACAUGGGCUCUUUAGCUGGUGGCAGCGUCUUGGCGCUCUUUGGUGUGGGUCUGCGGGGGCUGAACUGUUCAAAUGUGCUUGUCGCGGGUGUCGCCUGCACAGAACCUGCAGCCAGCAGGAUUGAGGUCAUGAGCAGUGGGAGCUUGGUGUGCCUUACUCCGCCCAUGGAUGGCUUUAAUCCUGACGAUCAGAACAACUGGCCUUCAACCACGCCAGCUGAGAUCACUCUCACAAAGCCAGCAGAUCGUGCAUCUGUCGUACGAGCAACCUUCACGUAUGCAUCCAGCUACACACCCUUGUUGGAAAUGCUUUCUCCAUCCUUCUACUCAUCUGCCCUAAGCACCACCAUUUUGAUCAACGGAAGUGGCCUGGCCUCUGCCAGUGGCGAGACGGCACUUCCCAUCGUUCAGUUUGGCGAGCGCAUGGGCUCUGUGACGUCCCAGGAGGAUUGGUCCCUGCACGUCUUCCUCCAGCGAGCAGCACCCACGCCGCCACUGGAGGCGGUCACCGUGCCUUUGGCCUGGAUCCCGGGCAAAGGCUUCGCGGCGGUGCUGCAGUCGGUGACCUUCGAGUCGCGCUUCGAGGUGACCGAGGUGUUGCCCGCGAUCGCCUCGAAGGCAGGUGGCGUGGUGGUGUUCCUCACUGGGGCUGGAUUUCACCCCUGGUCCGCUGCCAAACACCUUAUCAACUUUGAGCUCGAGGAUGGCACGAGCCGCCCCUGCGAGGUGAUGAAUGGCAAUGAGACUCACUUGAGUUGUCGUCUCAAAGGUGGUGCGAAGCCCGAGAAGUUGCCCGAGACCCUCUAUGGCGACGACACCUUCAUGCGUCGUCUGUCCGGCGACGCUUCCGGCCCGCCCACGGCGUCCACGGCGUCGAAGCCUCAGCUUCGCUGCCAUGCUGGAGCGGAUGACCAUUCGAAGGUGCGCUGCUUCGCCCAAGCGAUGGCCCGCGCCGGCAGCCUCCGGUCGCUGCCCUCGGACACCGCCGGAGGGCGGACGGGCGAGAUGCUGGAGUGGAUUCGACGCGCCGAACUGGAAGGUGGCGGCAAACCAAUGGUGGAUGUGGUGUAUGACAUUGACGACACGACGGAGGAUGCGCCAGUUCUUGGCCCUGAAACACAAGAUGGUGAGCCGGCGAGGCGCUUGCAGGAGGAGGAUGUGACGGAUGCGGAGACGGGCUUGGCUGGUCUUCCACGCUGGGGUGUGGCCAGUGACGAGGCGGAGGACUUCCGCUUGAUGCACAUGCGGACAAAGCACUUCCAUGGCAAGGAGUUCAAGCGGAGCUCGGAGCCGAGCUCCGUGCUCCUCCAGGAGCCCGGCUGGACAGAGGUGGAGGACUUCGGCGCGGAGGAUGAUUCCGAUGGACACAGCUUGGGUCGAAGCUUGGCGUAUGACAACAGCAGCGACAGCAGUGAAAUUGGGCCUCCCGAGAUCCUCACUUUGGCUCUGAGUCUGAACGGCGUGGUGCCCACGUGUCGAGCCCUGGAGGGUUGUGGAUUGAAUUUAACCGAUGCCGCCACGCCGGUGGUGAAGCGGGUGACUCCCAGGAACGGCUCAUACGCUGAUGGCAUCAAUGUGGUGAUCACACUUUCAAUGAUGGACAAGCCGGAGCAAGUGCAGAUCUUUUUUGGACCCUUCGAGUGUCCCAACCCCGUGGUGUCCCAAUCCGGAGGCGAUUGGACCAUCACCGUGCCACUCUGCUCCUUUGAGGCCUCCAAGACGCCCGUCUAUGUCUUGACGAGUAGCGGCUAUGCAGUUGGGGCGUCUCCGAUCACCGGCGCUGGCUUUUACUUUGAACAGCUCUUGAGGCUGUCCAGCAUCGUGGCCAGCAGUGGCUCGUUCUAUGGAGGCACUUUGGUGGCCAUUCGCGGUGCCGGCUUGGGCCCUAGCCUCGGCAUGAACUAUGCCACGGUGGGCGGGACACCAUGUGAAGUGGCCAGUGCCUCCAAUGAUGAGGUUCAGUGCUACACCCCUGCAGCACCCUCAGAAUUGGCCAAUGCCAAUGAAUCCACCCGCACUUUGGAGGUCAAAGUUCAUGUGAUGUCCGCCGAGGUCGCGACCAAAGCGGGCUUGGUGGCCGAGUAUUUCUUCUUCACCCAAGGAAGGACUUUGCCGAACCUGGAUUCGCGCGUUCCAGAUUUGCGCCGGAUCGAGGCGAAUGUGGACUACCCAGCCACCUCGAGUGCAUGGCACAACGGCAUGUCGGUGGUCGACAACUUUGCCGUGAGGUGGACAGGCUAUGUGACCGUCACCAGCAGCGGUAGCUAUACCUUCUUUUUGGGCUCCGAUGACGGGAGCAAACUUUAUCUCAAUGGUGCCAUGGUCAUUGACAAUGACGGAGCUCAUGGCUUCGAAACUCGAACAAGCUUACCUCUCCAGCUAUCCCCGGGGCCACAUCGGCUGACCCUCCUCUUCUACGAAGGCGUUGGAUCCAGUGGUGUUCGACUGCAGUACCGUGGCCCAGAUACGGGUGGUUCCGUCAUCACGGUGCCAAGCUCUGUUCUGUCUCAUGGAGAGUACGCCGAGGUGCCCACUCUUUCCUACACCUACAAUGAGCCAUCUGCGUCUCCGACGAUUGAGAACUUGACGGAGACGGGACGCGAACUGGAGCUCUUGGGGACGUUGUUUGGUUCCUCGGGGAUGGUGACACUCGGCACCGCCAGCAAUCCCAACACCAACUUCCACUGUGUGGCCUCCAUCUGGACGGAUACUCGAAUCGUGUGCGAGCGGCCCGAUCUUCCUUCCGGGGCAUGGCAAGUGCGCGUGUACUCGGACACUGAUGGCUGGUCGAAUCCAGCUCCUGUGCUCAUUUGGGUAGACUUGACCAUCUCUUCUGUGGAGUCUAAUGGCAUCAAUGUCUCAGCAACGCGCACGGAGCACCCUUGGAUCUUGGUGAUGAAACUCUCCCAAGGAGGGGUUCUGGGCUACAACUCGCAGCUGUGGACCAACACGGACUUGCUGAACCCGGAGUCUCCCGAGGAUCGUCCCGACAAUGCCAAGUACCAGGCCUAUUUGGAUGUGCCAUUUCGAAGGCUUCGUGCUUGUGUUGGAAGUUCUCAUGGGCAAUGCAUCUAUCACAGCUUUGAGAGUCCUUGGAGCAGCGCUUUGGCUCUCUUCUCUGCAGGCUAUGUGAGGGACACGUCCGUUGAUCAGGCUGGAAUGGUCCAAGCAUUUGGGGCCACACCCGGGUCUUAUCGGACCUGUCCAAUGAUGAAACCAGGCUUCAACCUGGAAUGCGCCGCGAACAACCGUGCUCGCUGGGGCUUUUGCGCCAAUUGCCCUAGCCAGCGGUGCCAUGAGGAGGGUGAGGAUGCGGAUGCUGCGGUGGGCAUUGGUUUGACCGGACAAUCCUCCGACCCGGUUGGAGCUGGUUGGACCUCCUACUUCGCCAGUGGCGGUGGGACCUGCGAAGCCUCGAGCACCACUCACCGAGAUGUCUGGCUUUGGGUGGAGAACAUGAACAUCACCGACGGAGGUGUGGAAGGCUCGCUCUACAGUGGCUACGGUGGAGGGGUGACCGUGGCGCUCCAGGGCGCCGGCUUCGGCUUCGAGGCCUCGCAGACGCGGGUCACCGUGUGUGGAGAGCCUUGCGAGGUGUCCACGAGCGACGGAAGCAGCGUCAAGUGUACAGCACCUUCAAUGACAGAUCAGGAGCUCAUUGAUACCUUUCCAGAGUCCUUCCCAUCGAUUGAUCUGGCCACAGUGGCCUCGAAAUUUUACACCGAUCGCGGGGAGUUUGAAUCACAACUCUCUGAACUGGCCUUCACGUCCUCCAUCGACCAGCAAAUCGAUAUGUCAAUGGGUCUUGGAACAAGAAGCAGCGACUGCUGGUUUGGCUUUGAGCUUCCCCCAAGCAAGGAAGCAUUCUUGACGGCCGUGGACUUUUUUCCCCCGACGGAUCCUAAUCGGCGAGCCAAGGUGGCCGAGACCGUCUUCGAGGUCCGGAGCUUCUCGGGGAAUUUGACGUGGACGGAGGUCGCCAGCGUGCGCGACACCACGAUCACGGGGUCCACCAUUGCGCAAGGUUGGACCUCCUUCCCAAUCGUGGGCGUUGGGCCCAAUGGAAGCGCUGUUGCGCAAGCCUUUCGCGUCCGAAUUUUACCGGAUGCGUGCCGAUCCUCAGGGGAGAUCAUGCGCGGCGUGCGGUUCAGAGGCAUUUUGCUGAACAAGGGGAACACCAAUGCUUGCCCCAUUGAGGUCGACAGCGUUUCACACCCGUUGGCUUCUGCCAUUGGUGGCUCAGCCUUGCUGCCGGUCGUGUUGUCCUACAGCGUCGAGCGGACGCCGGUGGUGGCAUACCUGACGCCCAACCGGGGCACGGCACGGGGAGACACCUUGGUGACACUGCUGGGACAGGGGCUGGAACCCUUGGACUCACAAGGAAGUGCCACGAGUGUGUCGAGUGACAAUGCGCAAAUCACCUUCAACCAGUAUCCUUGUCGUCCGGACAGUGCCAACAGCACGGCUUUGAGCUGCUACACCACGGAACGCAAUGCGGGCAUUUUCGCUCCUUUCACGCAGGUCUUCCUUGGGGGUAGGGGUUAUGCGAUCAUCUCCCUGGCAGCAGAAGACACCGUGUUUAGGUACGUGGACAAGUGGAGUAACAUCUACAGUUGGCAAGAUUCCGAACCGCCUGUGGAUGGCGAUUCAGUGGUGGUUCCUGAGGGCCAAGCGAUCAUGCUCGAUGUGGACUCGCCCAAGCUCUUCUUGCUCCUAAUCUCUGGCUACUUCGAAUUUGACCGGAAGGAUUUGCAAUUGGACUCCACCUACAUCUGGAUCGCUGGUGGAAACUUUUAUGUGGGCUCCGAGGCGGCUCCGUUCUUGCAUCAGGCGACCAUCACCUUGCAUGGUGACCGUUGGCACACCAUCGAGCUGCCAGUGAUUGGCUCCAAGAUGUUAGCCGUGACAGACCUGGGAGGACUAGGUACCUGUGCCCAUCUGUAUGACCGGAAUGUGCGGCUCUCUCAGACUGGAAAGCACUACGUGGACCCCUGCCCGGUGAAGCUGGUGGGUCGCCUGGAGCUCCAUGGGCGCCCGGGCAUCAGUUGGACGCGCCUGGUGGAGACCGCGCCGGCCGGAGCGGACCUCUUGAAGCUCGAGGAGGCCGUGGACUGGGAGAUCGGCACCGAGGUGGUCAUCACGCCCUCCGAGCGCCACGCUGAAGAGGUCCGUAAGGUGCUGAGCCUUGAGGACAACGGCUUCACGCUCCGUUUGGACGAGCCUUUGAGGCAUGAGCACCUGGGCACUUGGUACUACAAUGAUGAGAUUCCAACCCCCACGGACCUUCGUGCAGCUGUUGGAAGGCUCAAUCGCAACGUCAAGGUGCAAGGUGAUGAGAAGUCACUCUCCGCCGGAAACUCCUUUAUGUUUGGCGUUCACAUCGGCGCCUUCCACGGCGGCAUCAUGCGGAUUGAGAACACAGAGAUCACUCGCAGCGGUCAGGCCGCCAAUUUUGGCCGCUAUUCCUCGCAUUGGCACGUGCUCUCACCACAUCGAACCGUGGAUGUGGCUGAUGUUGCCUUCCUUCGGAACAACAGCUAUCACGAUACCUUCCAGCGUGCUGUGGUGGUGCAUUCCACAGACUUCGCCGUGGUGCGAGACAACGUGGCCCUGAAAACCAAAGGCCAUUCCUUCUUCACGGAGGCGGGCGAUGAAGUCUUCACGCUCUACGAGCACAAUCUGGCCGUCCAUCCACUUCAGCAUCCGUUGCUCUUGGAUGACGACAUGGACCCGGCAGGGUUUUGGAUGCCGGGCUUCAUGGGAUGGCACCGUUCGAACUUGGCUGCGAACUGCCACCGGGGAUGGCGGGUGCGCAAGAUCAGUGGCCCCGCAGGUGCUCAGACGGAUCUGACGUUCUUCAACAACUCGGCACAUGCCUCCGGCUUUGGAUGGCAUUUGAAGCCACCUCAUGCACCACCGACCCUGAACACCUUCAACAAGUUCACCGCCUUCCGCUGCAGCACUGGCAUGUUCUACUACGGCACGGGCAACAUCUUUCACGAUGAUCAUCGCUUCAUCGAAUGCGGCACGGGGCAUUUCAUGAACCAUUUGUCCAAUGGCUUGCACACGGCGCCCUUCUAUCACAACCUGGUCUUGGUGGGAAACAUGGAUCCGGAGGCCACCAGCUCGCGCAUGGGCCGCGGAGUCCGGUCGGCCAAGGACAACGAGUACUUCUACAUCUCGGGGGCCACGGUGAUCAACUUGCACGACUCGGCGGCCUUUGAAGGAUGCUUUGAGACCACGUGUACCAUGAGAUAUGAACGGGUGAGAUGGUUCAACUCCAGUCGUCGAACGUUCAGCUCCAGUGGCAAGAUGGCGGGCAUCUUCUGGGAUAUGGAUGGUACUUUGACCGGAUAUCCCAAUGGCUUUGUCUCCAAGUUCUACGACUUCAACACCUUCCCCCAGUGUCAAGUGGUGCCAGAGCACGUGAACGGCAUCGUGUGCGGAGCCAGUGACGGAUCAGUACGAGUGCGGCGCCUGAAGGUGGAUGGGCAGGAGCCCUGGCAAUUAGAUGGGAAGAGGAUGAAUGUAAGGACGGAUGUGGGCUUCGACCAGGUCGAAUAUGACUUCUUUAAGGUGAGAGGAUGGGCCAUUCCAAUGCUGGAAAAUGAAACUUAUGACAUCAAGGUAGAUGAUCCCAAUGACUUUCAGAAGAUCCAGCUGCAGUAUUCUGAGAGGAAUUAUGUGAUGGAGGAGCAUGGAUAUCUCUACACCAAAAUCCAUCCGAAGUCGGAGGAUAUCCUACUGCACCUGAACUAUACUGAUUGGCGGGAUCACUUUGAUGCGACUCAAGGGGAGCGGUUGAGCCGACUGCCCAACAGCGAUGAUCCCUUCGGAUCCUUCUCCAUGAUCCUGCGGCAAGACCAGUGUGACGAGUUCAAUUUGACGGAUUCGGCCGCAGAGAAAUGUGGUGUGUAUGUGAAUGACACCGGGCUUGAGCUCAAGGCACUGAUUGACGAGCAGCCGGAAAACCCCAUGGUAAAUGGGCGUUUGACAACAACGCUGACGAUGAAGGUGGUUGGUGACAAUGUGAGCGGCUAUCAAGCAGGUCCGGGCACGCCGGGCGGUUCAUUCAGGCAGCAGUUUACGCCACGGGAGUGCCCUAAGAGCGGCUGUCCACAGCCACAGAAGGGAGCUGACGGAUACUUGCCGCAGCGGCGUUGGUCCGACGCAGCUGGAUGGCCGGAUGGAAAGCUGCCGGGCGAAAUGGACAACGUUGUCUUGCCUCCAGAGGACAAUGUACUUCUCGACAUUGUGACUCCCAAGCUGCAUUGGCUUGACAUCCAGGGGAAGCUUGAGUUUGAUCGUGCACUGAACUGCACACUCAACGCCCACUCGGUGAAGGUCUGGGGCAGGUUGCAUAUGGGAACGACUGAGAAUCCCAUGCCACCGAAUGUCAAGGCAGAAAUCGUCCUCUGGGGCAGUGAGCAGUCCAUCACGGUGAUCAUGGUGGAGGGCCUUUUCCUCGUGAACAAGGUGAUCUCGGUGCUGGGCGAGUUCUCGGCGGUUGGAACACCCCGGACCAGCCAGGCAUGGACCAAACUCUCGCAGACGGCGGCCAUAGGCUCCACGCAGCUGGUGCUCAUGGGCAACCUCGCUGACUGGGGUCCCGGAUCGCAGGUGGCGAUCUCGGCCACGGAGUACCCCUCGCCUCCUCAAACCACGGAGACAGAGGUGCGGAGAAUCACUGGGAUGCCGGUCUAUGACGCGAAUAGUGACACCACCACCAUCACGCUGGAUUCGGCCUUGACCCAUCGUCAUUUUGCUGGAGUCGUGGACAGCAGUGCGGAGAACACGCAUUGGCCCCGACCCUUCCUGGCUGCGGCCGUGGCCUUGCUGGAUGGUCGCUCCAAUGUGGUCUUAAAGACUGGAGAGGACUGGGAGGAGCAUGGAGGCGAAGUGGUGAUUGGUGGCUCUUCCGACGGCAAUUGGGAAGGCAUUGCAACGAUCAGCAACGUGGACUUCAUACGCAUGGGGAAGUUCUGGUAUCAAGCUCCGGCUUUGAAGUUCAACUUCCUCGGGGGCCAGAAGAACAUGUCGCGUGUGGAGAACUGCGUCUUCAGCUACUCGCAGUCGGGCGCCAUUGAGGCGAACUACGUCUCUCACUUGGAGCUCGUUGACAACGUGUUCCACAGGACCACUCGUACAGCAGUCUGGAUCAGAGGGACCAGUAGCCAUGAUGCCGUGGUGCUCCGGAGGAACAUUGCGAUUGAGACCCUGCGACACCCCAAUGAGAACACAGAAUGGAUCCGGCACUUUGGGUCUUUCUACUUGGAGGUCAGACCAGCGGAGCUCUAUGGAAAUGUCGCUGCAGGAUCCUGUGACACUGGAUUCAUCCUCCGGCCCCAAAUGAAAGCUUGCCAAAAAGGCGAUCUCGGCCUGGCCCGGCUGCAACAGGAGGAGCUGAACGAAGCGGUGGCGACCAUGACUGGUGUCUUUAUCUUGGACGCAUGCCAGGAUGAUUGUGAUCAAUGCGCACAAGUUCACGGCCUCGUUGCCUGGAAGUCCGCCCAUGGAGGCAUCAUGUCAGGGGACCAGAAUGCCAAUGUGAGGCUUGAUACCAUCCUGCUGGCAGACAACCACAUAGGAAUGGCCUUGCGCUUUGUGCGUGCCACCACCGACAUGAACCAUCGAACCUACUCCUACAACAUCUCGGUCUUUGGAUCGACUGCAGCAUCCACAUGUGAUGCCUCGACAGAGUGCCGUGCCUAUGGCGAAACGGAUGCGGUCGGCGUGGCUUGCAAUUCCGUGGUUGGGGACUACUAUCGCCGGGUGGGCAUCAUGACCCACAUGAUCAACAACAUCCCGAAGUUCUGCGAAGCUGAAGGGAUCACGCCCUGCCGACCGCCAACGACGCCCAUCAAGAUGUGUGUCAUGCCGUGGGAGGAGCGUAUGGGUUCUGCUGGCUCGCGCUAUUCGGAGUCGCACUGGGAUGGUGUCACGUUUGGACAUUGGUCCUCUUCAGACUGUGGCAAGCCCUCAGUGGCCUUUACGUACAACCCCACCAACAUCGACAUUGCGUAUCCGCAAUUCUUCACGGGUGUGAAAUGGCUGCCUUCAGUGGAGGCGGGAGCGCGGGUCUACCUGGGCGAGUCCGGAAUCACGCACAAUUCGGUCGUGGCGACCGGUGAGUUCGACGGAGUGAACCAGCUCGUUCUGACGGAUGUGGAUGGCAGCCUUCUAGGUUCUACACCUGAUGCAUCGCUCGUGACCGUCUACAAUCCGGCGCUGGCCAUCCAGACCUGCACGGAGGUGGGCUCCUCCUACUUUCAAUGCCCCGAGCUGCAGCUCCGAUAUCUCACCUGGGAGGCAGUGGGAGGCCCUGAGAAUCGAGUGCUCAGCAAGUUCAAGGCUUGGAGGGCCUCCGAUGACCGUGACACGUGGUCAACAGGUCCACAGGAGGAGAAGACAUGCCUGCCAGUCGGAGCUGAGCACGAUAGGAGCUGGAAGCUUCGUCCAAAUGAUAUGUACAAUCUCACCAUGUUCACAUCACCACCCAAGCAUCACCGCCUCUUCUGGUUCAACGACAAUCCGGAUGAGACGAUUCGCCUGGACAUCUUCCUGACCCAACCCUUUCGAUUAGAGGUCUAUGUGGAUGGCAGCCUCAUGUCGGAAGACCUGUAUGACACGGCCAAGAAAUCCCCCGCGCGGCUACCGGAACUCACCGACCCUCAUGGCUCCUAUGCUUUCGACCCACAAGCGCGCCGCUUCUACUUGGUGAUGCAAGGAGGCUUCUUCGAUGGACGUGCCGCCAGCGUCGGUGGGGGAUUUAUCUUGCUGAGAUUAUUGCAGGUCGUGCAGGUUACAAUGACCGUGUCCAUGCCCUUAGCAGAUUUUGAUUCGGUCGAGCAAGACAAGUUUGUGAGCAACGUCGCUGCGCUGUUGGCCAUUGACCCAGCUCGAAUCAAGAUUGUGCAGGUGCAAUCGAAGGCACAAGUGGCAGCACAAGGUGGUCGCCUCCUGGAGGCUCUUGAGAUGCUACAGGCCACCCUGCAAGAACGCCUGCUGCAGGGCGAAGAGCUGUCGGUCAUCUUCCAAAUUGUCGAGGAGAACCCAGAACCUGUGCCAGGGGAGGCAUUCGCCGAUUCGGGCGUUCCGCCUCCCGCAGGACAGACGUGGGAUGCAAUUGUCCCCACAGCCGCUCCUGGCAGCCCAACCACUGGAAGUGGAAGCUUCGAAUUCAGUGGAGCAGCGAUCACCGAGCUGGCCGCGCUGGUUCAGAUUUUGCAGAAUGCCUCAGACGCUGGCGUGCUUUCGGACAUUCUUCAAAUUCCGGUCGUACUUGAAGCAAUCGAGCUCACUGAUGUUCCAACCGACCAGGCAACGUCCAACACCACAACAACUUCCAACAACUUCACCACGACGGAAACGACUUUAUCCACCACCUUCGCGAGCACCACCACGUCAGACCCUAAUGCAACCACAGAGCCUGAGGAGGCCGUGCCAGAGGAUCCCACUGUUGCUUUGGUGCAAUCCAUCCUCAUCGGUGCAGUCGUGGGUGUUGCGGUGGGCAUUGUGAUGAUGGUGGUGGGCUAUUUUGUCAGAAGACGCUGGUACUCGAACACCGUUGCCACGGACGAGCCUGCAGAUGAAGCCUUGAAUCCCUGAGGAGCACCUGCACGUACCAUCACGUAGCACACUUCCUGACCUUUGCGCUUGAGCUGCUCCGUGUUUUUUUCAUGUGUAUUGUUCUCGUG
Messenger RNA from Durusdinium trenchii, 13624 nucleotides. The record is from the annotation of a GenBank genome assembly. NCBI's taxonomy places the organism in Eukaryota, Dinophyceae, Suessiales, Symbiodiniaceae.